AUGUUCAGAAAAGCGGUUGAAAAGCACGACCGAACUCUGCACCAUGUUUGCCAGAAUACGCGUCGGUGGCUUCAAGAUCCGGACAUAGAAAACGCAGAUGGCUGUAUGGCCAGCUUCCACAAUUCAGUUCUGCGGCCGCAAAUAAGAGAAUACGUCAUAAAAGCUUACCCACAAUUAGAUCCGAAAAAGAGUGAAGACAACGAAGAAAUAAAAAAGCUCGUUUCAGAAAGGCUAAAAGGAGAGAAGAAUUUUGGCUGGUACCAUGAUCUAUACAAAAAUGAUGACAAUAUCAGGCUAGCAAUGUGUGAGCAGCAAUAUCACUGCGAAUUCAAUGAGACCGCAUCAUGCUUUGACAUAGAAAAAGCAGAGCUUUAUAAAAAGUUAAAAAGCGAUGUGGUAGAAACGACAUCAGAAAUGAUCACGACAAUAGCGAUGGAAACCGAAGGGGCGAAUGUGAUGGGGGCGAUCCCAAUUGAUACAAUGAGCAUUCAGAACAAAAUAGCAGAGUUCGACAAAAUUGGGUUAUCCCAAUUCGACAAUGCCUUUCUGGUGAUCAUCAUGCAUCAAACGAUUCUCUUCGUUAUUGUCAUUGGGCGCUGGCUACUCCCCACUUCUACGGAUGUGACUCGAGAUGAGCUCUCGCAAAUUCUGUUUGGCUUUAUUGGUGUCGGUGCGGACAUCAUGGAGUUUAUCACCGAGAGUCUGAAAGAGACUGCUGUCAAAUGCUCAGAAGAUGGAUUGCAGACGGUGAUCCUCUUUUUCUGGUGCUUGAGCUUGCUACAAUUUAUUCUCGUCCUGACUAGCGAGGACAAUGGCGGCGAAAAUAAAUCGGCAUGGAUGGCAUUUUGGACGAACCCAGAAGUUUGGAACAUUUGCAUCACCUUAUUUAUUCAAGACGGACCGUUUUUAGCCGUGCGGAUGUACAUUAUUUUUGGACGAAAUGUAGUCAAUCCGGCGUUAUUAUUCUUCACUACGAAGAAUUCAAUAGUGCUCCUCCUCGACACUUACAGAUUGGCUGUCAUCGCUACGAAUCGCCCGGCGCAGUCGUCAAGUGAGGAGAGCAAAGACAACGUCAAGGCUGUGGAGCGAGUGGAGACGACGCCGGAGCCCGACACACUUUCGGGAAAAAUACGCUUCACUGAAUCUAAAAUCGAAAAACUGGAGCAGAAGCUGGAACGACUCCGCGAAGAUCUUAGCCCAGAAGACUCAAAAAAUGAUGUUGUCGAUGGCGAUGUCGAAGAAGAGUGUUUAAGCGUCUCCGAAAAAGCCUGA
Molecule: messenger RNA, 1272 nt
Organism: Oikopleura dioica
Lineage: Eukaryota; Metazoa; Chordata; Appendicularia; Copelata; Oikopleuridae
Source: the annotation of a GenBank genome assembly